Messenger RNA from Humulus lupulus (European hop), 1748 nucleotides. Its product is annotated as apyrase 1-like. NCBI's taxonomy places the organism in Eukaryota, Viridiplantae, Streptophyta, Magnoliopsida, Rosales, Cannabaceae. The transcript has 9 exons. The coding region runs from base 80 to 1492 and encodes 470 amino acids. The record is from RefSeq and is a predicted model, not a curated record. Gene Ontology annotation, molecular function: nucleoside diphosphate phosphatase activity. Gene Ontology annotation, biological process: nucleoside diphosphate catabolic process. Gene Ontology annotation, cellular component: membrane.
AAAACUCCAUAACCAAGUGAGCUCACACACACACACACACACAGAGCUUUGUUGAACCAGAAGAAGAAGAGUAGACAAAAUGAAGAAGAAGAUAGCGAGUUUGGUCCUUCUCUUCGUGCCUCUGGCUCUACUACUACUCCUUCACGUGAACCCACCUCGCUCUUCUCUCAAUCUCCACACCAUUAAACCUCACCGAAAGCUUUCUGCUCAUCACACCAGUACCAGUACCACCACUCUUCUCUUAGCUUCUUCUUCUUCUUCCAAUUCUUCGAGCUAUUACGCCGUUAUAUUCGACGCCGGUAGCUCUGGUAGCCGUGUCCACGUCUACAAUUUCGACUCCAACCUUGACCUUCUUCCCUUUUCAAACGAAGUCGAGAUUUCCAAACAAGUAAGACCAGGACUAAGUUCAUAUGCUAGUAAUGUCACUGCUGCAGCAGAAUCUCUGACUGAUCUCCUCCAAGCAGCAGAGGAUGCAGUUCCUCAAGAUCUGCAUUCCUCAACACCAGUUAGGGUUGGGGCAACUGCUGGUUUGAGGUUAUUGUCAGGGAAUACAUCAGAAGAAAUUUUGGAAGCAGUUAGGAAUCUGAUCAAAGAAAAUAGUGCCUUCAAACUUGAUGCAGUUGCUGUUCUUGAUGGAUUUCAAGAAGGAUCUUAUUUGUGGGUGUCAAUAAACUACUUACUUGGAAAUUUGGGGAAAGAAUAUGGAAAAACAGUUGGAGUGGUUGACCUUGGAGGUGGAUCAGUUCAAAUGUCUUAUGCUGUGUCUGAAGAAGCUUAUGCAAAUGCACCAAAUCCAACAGAUGAAACAUAUGUGAAGGAGACCUAUCUCAAAGGCUCAAAAUAUUAUCUCUAUGUUCACAGUUACUUAGGUUAUGGUUUGCUAGCUGCUAGAGCAGGGCUUUUGAAUGUCACUGGUGAUUCUGGAAGCCCUUGCAUUUUGGAUGGCUAUAAUGGGACUUAUACAUAUAGCGAAGUGACUUACAAUGCAACAGCAUCUGGCUCAAGCAUUGACGAGUGCAGAAAUGUGGCUGACAAGGCUCUUAGAAUAUCAGAUACUUGUUCAUACCCGAACUGCACAUUUGCUGGGAUUUGGAAUGGAGGUGGAGGAGAUGGAGUGAGUGAUCUUUAUGUUGGUUCUUUCUUCUUCGACAGGGCAAAUCAGGUUGGUUUCAUUAAUGGAAGUGACAAUGUUGCCAAAGCUUACCCUGCACAGUUUAAAGAAGCAGCUACUCUUGCUUGCCAAACCAAACUCGAAGAUGCGAAAUCUGUAUUUCCAGGUGUAGACGAAUCUGAUUUGCCAUACAUUUGCUUGGACCUUGUUUACCAGUAUUCCUUGCUUGUUGAUGGUUUUGGUUUGGACCCUUCUCAAGAGAUUACUUUGAUGAAGAAAGUUAAAUAUCAGGAUGGCUGGGUUGAUGCACAAUGGACUCUAGGCAGUGCCAUAGAAGUGGUCUCGUCAUCAUUAUCAUCAUCAUCGAGUGCUAAAGUUUGAUGUUUAGCAGUCCAUUUGGGCUUGUCAACUAGAGAAUAAGUUUGAUGUUUAAGAGUACACUUGGCUUUGUCAACAAGAGACUAAGUUUGAUGUUUAGCAAUCCAUUUGGGCUUGUCAACUAGAGAAUAAGUUUGAUGUUUAAGAGUACACUUGGCUUUGUCAACAAGAGACUAAGUUUGAUGUUUAAGAGUACACUUGGCUUUGUGAUCUAGAGACUAAGUUUGAUGUUUAAUAGUACAUUUGGAUUUGUCAUCUA